AUGCCGCGCUUCCUGUGGCUACUUCCCGCUAUUUUGGUCGCGUUGUGUAACGUUGCCACCGCCGACGACCAGGAAAAAGUCGAUACGCUCGCCAAAAAAUCCAUUUCCGAGGCGACGGACGCCAAAUCCAGCCCCGAAGUGAAAAGCUCGAUUGGCGCGACCGGUAAAUCCCUGAAAGUAGUUGCUAGUCCUGCGACAAGUACGAAUGGUCCUAUUGAAUACUACAAAACCAAGUACGAUCAUGUGGAUAUCGAAAUGUUGCUUAACAACAGGAGGAUGGUUAAUUAUUAUUUGAAAUGUAUGUUGAAUCAAGCUCCUUGUCCACCCGAUGGGGCUGAGUUUAAAAGAAUCCUCCCAGACGCCAUACGAACGAACUGCAUCCGAUGCACCGACAAGCAGAAGGCCGUCACGAUCAGGGCGAUAAAACGUCUCAUGAAAGAAUACCCCAAGGUAUGGGCUCAACUUGCAGCAGCCUGGGAUCCCCAGGACGUCUACGUCAAGGUAUUCCUCGACACCUACAACAGCUUCGAGUACCGCCCUACGACUACCACCACCACCACCUCCACCACGGCCAGAUCCUCCUUCUUCGACAGAUUCGGCGGCGGCGACGACGACGGCGUCGCGUCCCAAAAGAAACCCGCGACGCCGGGCGUUUUGUUCAACCUGCCCCCUUUGCCCACCAUACCCAACAGGGUGUUGGACAAGGUGGAACCGUUCGCUAACGGGAUCGGGGCCGGUUUCACGGCGACGGUAAGUUCGGGAACCAGGCUGGGCGAGAAUCUCUUGAGAGGAAUCGUUGCUGUUGGUAAUAGAGCCAUCGAGACGGGGGCUCAAAUCGCCGAUGUUGUGGUCAAAAGUUUCACGAAGCCCCUUUGA
Phyllotreta striolata is the source of this 876-nucleotide messenger RNA. Lineage: Eukaryota; Metazoa; Arthropoda; Insecta; Coleoptera; Chrysomelidae. The record is from the annotation of a GenBank genome assembly.